AUGGAUCGACUGACGGCCACCAUGAGGUCUCCCACCAAGGGUGGAAUGGCUUCAGAAGCCGCUUUGAGCCGAUCGAAGUCCUCUGCGUCCGCUCGGCUCGCAACGCCGCAACGCCGUCUCCUCCCUCGAGGUUCCCUUGGGUCCCUUCGCCGCCUGAGGAGCAGAUUGAGCCUGGGGAGUCUUCGCAAGGGCUCACCGGAGAAGAAGGGUGCCACGAGGCUGGGUUGCCACGUGACUGAGAGUUCCUCAGUUCACAGCCAGCACUCAUUUCGUCCUUUGUCGAUUGUCAAAUCGGCCUUACGCCCUUUUGACUUCGACGUUGCCGCAGCCAUGGAAGCCGCGCAAAACCAUCCUCUCUCGUCCCCUCCUGCCUCCCCAAAGACCAGCAUGGCAUCAGGUCAAGAUGGCACUGAGCCUCUGGCUCGUAUCCCGCGUCUCUCGAACGAGGAGCGCGAGGAUGACGAGAAGACAAUCAAGCCAGAGCCCCAAACCUCCUCCUCCCCUCAUCCAUCUGCCUGCGAGACGGAAGUCUCCGGCGAUUUUCGAUCCUUGAUGCGUCUGCCGCCACCAGACAUUCGCCAGCACCCGGCGUUUGUAAGCGACCCGAUGACAUCAACCAGCGAUGCGCCGCUGAUGGUCACUACGACUACAGAGGCAGAGAUCCGCCAAUGGGCGCAAGAGAGGCGUCCUAAUAUGAUGGCGACUCAAGCAGGCACGACAAGCAGGGCAGGAGCGACGACGCCGCAUCGAGGACUCCGUUUCGUGACUCCAACGGGUCUUCGACGUCGAGAGGCGCAGGCAAACCCCGAGGCUCCGGCUCCAUCAGGAUUUUCCCUUCGGAAAAACUUCUCUCGACUUCGCCUCGAGUAUGAAAAUGUCGUGUUUGGAGGAGGUGACAUCUUUUCAGGAGGUGCAUCCAUGACUUCGCCGACACCCGGACUCAAGACCCCGGCUGAGAGCGAGAAGCAAGCCACCACGCCAGGCUCACAGGAAGUCGAGCAGAAGAAGACCGGCCUACGAAAGGUUACUGGACUAUUCAAGUCAAAGCCUGAGAAAGCGCAGCCAGAUCCGGUUUCACCGCUACCAGAUGGUCCAAAUUACCGUCUGCCCAGACAGGAUCUUGAACGCUAUCUGCGCAUCACCAGCAACUGCCGCUCGUAUGACUAUGAUGAAACACAGCCCUAUCCACGCCACCCAAAUACUGGACGUGCCUGGCACUCUCGCAACCUGAAGUGCACCAAUUGCCUCGAUGUCACCUGCGCUGUUUGCGGACGAACAUGCUGCGCGUACAAAGCUGCUUCAGAAGCUCUCGAGAAUCACCAGAACAACGCUCCCAGCCUCAUGGCAGCACAAGACCGCCUCGCUGAUAUCUCGAAUCUCUUCCCAUUCGGACGCGAGACCACAACAUUUCUUCAAUGUACCCAUGGUGGUGGAUGUGGCAAGAUGGUGUGUCCUGACUGCUGCGGCAUGUGCCCAAAUCCAAUUUGCGCCGACAUACAGUGCAGAAAAUGCAAGAAGGACCCAUGGUCUGAAUGUGACUGGCAUGAACAUAUGGAAACACACGCAUUGUAA
Exophiala dermatitidis NIH/UT8656 is the source of this 1572-nucleotide messenger RNA. RefSeq lists its product as uncharacterized. Lineage: Eukaryota; Fungi; Ascomycota; Eurotiomycetes; Chaetothyriales; Herpotrichiellaceae. The record is from RefSeq and is a predicted model, not a curated record. The transcript has 3 exons. Bases 1 to 1572 code for a protein of 523 amino acids.